AUGCCUGAGGCGAAGGAGCUGAAGAUGACGUUCUCCUGGCUCCUGAUUCUUCUUCUGUGCAGCGUGCAGACCGCCAGCAUAGCCAGACGGGACGUCCCCCAGCCCGUGGAGUACGUUGCGACCGGAGCGUCGUUCUUAUUUCCUGGAAUGGAAUUGGAUGAAAAUACGAUGCAUGAGCUGAAGAAAAAGGGAGAUCCGAGCUGGGUGGCAGCGUACCACAACUGGGACAUGCUGCACGACCACUACAAAAACCGAGCUAAAUUCCUCAACGGAUCCUUAUCGCUUGCAAACAUGACAAAGGAAGACAGCGGGACCUACGAGCACCUGGUAAAUACCACGGUCCGCAGGACUUUCAGCAUCGCUGUCAUUGAUCCAGUGGAUGUGCCUGUUUUAUGGAAAGAAACCAGAGAGGAAAAUCAGAUACUGCUACAUUGCGGUGGACAUGGAGGAGAGCCGUUAAACACAACUUUUUAUAAACAGGGCGUUGAAAUAAAAAGCAGUAUCACAAGGGAUUCCAACGACACCGUCCUGCACCUUAAUGGAGAGGACCAGCUCUGCGAAGGAGUGUAUACGUGUAAAACGGCCAACCCCGUCAGCCAGGAGAUCUCCGACGAGGUGGAAGUAAAUUCUCACGACUGCGAUGCAGUUGGGAAGAGAAUGCACAGUAACUGGAACUAUUAUUACUUCUUAAUCAUCUCCGUAGUGUUCGUCGUCGUCGUCGCCAUCGUUGUUUAUUUAAUAUGCAAAAGAAUAAAAAAAAGACCUCCGACUAGAAGUUUUUCUGGACAAAGUGGUAAUGAAGAAAGGCAGCAAAUGUUAGCGGAUUCAUGCUGCAAUACUGCUGGCAAUUCAACAAUUUCCAUACCUGACAGGGAACCUAUUCACAGCCCCGGAACUCGGGAUCCUGAUUACAGAGCUGGAGAUCCUAACGGAACGCUGGAUCCUGAUUACAGAGCUGGAGAUCCUAACGGAAGGCUGGAUCCCGAUUACAGCGCUGUGGAUCCCGAUUACAGCCGUGGGGAUCCUAACGGAACUCUGGAUCCCGAUUACAGCCGUGGGGAUCCUAACGGAACUCUGGAUCCCGAUUACAGCCGUGGGGAUCCUAACGGAACUCUGGAUCCCGAUUACAGCCGUGGGGAUCCUAACGGAACUCUGGAUCCUGAUUACAGCCGUGGGGAUCUUAACGGAAAGGUGGAUCCCGAUUACAGCCAUGGGGAUCCUAACGGAACUCUGGAUCCCGAUUACAGCCGUGGGGAUCCUAACGGAACUCUGGAUCCCGAUUACAGCCGUGGGGAUCCUAACAGAAAGGUGGAUCCCGAUUACAGCCGUGGGGAUCCUAAGGGAACUCUGGAUCCUGACUGCAUAGCUGGAGUUCCAGAGACCGCUGAAGUAAAAUGAUGGGAGGGCGGUUGGGUAGGGUAACCUUCUCUGCUAGGUAGGGUAUUGUAUACGCUGUAAUUUUUCACAGGUCUACGAGUCAGAUAACUGCAGGCCACAUCUGGCUGCCAUGUGCUUCCCGAAGCCGAGGCAUGGAGUGCGUAGAGAUAAAUGUUGGCCAUGUGACUUAUUCCUGGGAAUGGCUCUGUAUUCCCAGCGUCCAAACAGCUCCAAACUCUUGAUUCGAACAUAUGGGAGAAUCCUGUGGCUGACCCAAUAUAAUGCAUAAUUUGGGGAGAUUUCUCGCGGUUUCAGUAAUGUAACACACACAAUAUGCCUUACAUGUAGAAUUUGUUAGCAGGUUAGAGCCCAUUCAUAUAAUGGAGUAGAGUCUGGGAGUGAAAAUAUUUACCUCCACCCACCUGAGAUGGUCCUUUUUGAACUAAAGUUUCAGGAUUUGUUAUAAUUUAGAAAA
Spea bombifrons (plains spadefoot toad) is the source of this 1852-nucleotide messenger RNA. RefSeq names its product hepatocyte cell adhesion molecule-like. The transcript is spliced from 5 exons. NCBI's taxonomy places the organism in Eukaryota, Metazoa, Chordata, Amphibia, Anura, Pelobatidae. The coding region runs from base 1 to 1398 and encodes 465 amino acids. The record is from RefSeq and is a predicted model, not a curated record.